AUGGCUAAUCACAUUUUGGUUAUUGCAAGUUUACUAGCCAUUGCUUGUGCCAUGGUCACUGCAUUUGAGCCUAGUCCAUUGCAAGAUUUCUGCGUUGCCGAUCCUACUAGCUCAGCAAGAGUUAAUGGUCUGGCUUGCUUGGACUCGAAGUCGGUACAAGCCAACCACUUUUUCUUCAGUGGCCUCCAUAUUCCCGGAAACACAUCAAACCCCCUUGGCUCUGCAGUUAAACCAGUCUUUGUAGGCCAAUUGCCAGGACUAAACACCCUUGGAAUCUCGAUGGCCCGCAUUGACUAUGCACCCUGGGGUCUAGUUCCUCCUCACACACACCCCCGUGCAACUGAAAUUCUUACAGUCUUGGGAGGCAAACUAUUUGUUGGCUUUGUGACUUCUAACCCUGAAAACAGGCUCAUUACUAAGGUCCUUGAGAAGGGUGAUGUCUUUCUGUUUCCUAUUGGACUUGUUCACUUCCAGAGAAAUGUUGGCCAUGGAAGUGCUUUCUCAAUCUCUUCCUUAAGCAGCCAAAACCCUGGUGUUGUUCUCGUUGCUAAUGCUCUAUUUGGAUCUACUCCAAGCAUUCCAAAUGAUAUUCUAGCCAAGGCUUUCCAGUUGGACAACUCUGUAGUUGAAAAACUUCAAGCUCAAUUCUAG
This is a messenger RNA of Dovyalis caffra, 651 nucleotides long. The record is from the annotation of a GenBank genome assembly. NCBI's taxonomy places the organism in Eukaryota, Viridiplantae, Streptophyta, Magnoliopsida, Malpighiales, Salicaceae.